CGUUAGUGUUACGUUAACGGUCGUUGUGCGUUGGAGUCCGUAAUAGAUAGCUCAGGAAACGCGCGGUUAACGCAGAACUGUUGCUUGCAGGAUGAGUUGUUAAUGUCCGUCGCGUCGCAAUGUCCAACAAAGAAGAUAAAAAUAAGUCAUCGGGAUCGGCGUUGAAGUGUUGCCAGAGCAAUGAGUCGUUCGGUUCCAACGAUUCCAGCGAAAACGACGUCUUGUGCGAGGUAAAAAACUCUUGUGUCGGUUUGCCGAAACUCAACGUUAGCGACGUCGCGAUGGUCAAAGAUACCGUCCAGUACAAGUUCCCCAAGAAGCAACAGGUCGAUUUGGAGUUCGACAAUGUUUACUUCAGGUCGUCGAGUUGGUCGCUGAGGAAAUUUCAGAAAGAAACGAAAACCAUACUCCACGGUGUGUCUGGGAAGUUUAAAUCCGGAGAGUUGUCCGUAAUUAUGGGCCCGUCCGGGGCCGGAAAAAGCACCCUGUUAAACAUUUUGGCUGGGUUUGUAACUCGAGGAAGUACGGGUAAAGUGACGUUGAACGGCAUGCAGCGAGACAACAGCCCGCGUUUUAGAAAGUUGUCGGCUUAUAUUCCGCAAGAGGAAGAACUGCGAUUAGCUUUGACAGUGAAAGAGGCCAUGACCUUCGCCGCUAACCUGAAACUAGGUUACUCCGUUUCCCAUCAGUAUAAGGCGCAACAAGUUGUUGAAAUAUUGGAGUUACUGGGUCUAGACCAAUGCCAUCACACGUUGACUUCUAGAUUAUCGGGAGGUCAGCGCAAGAGACUCGCCGUCGCGUUGGAGUUGUUGAGCAACCCCCCGAUCUUGUUCCUGGACGAACCCACGACAGGAUUGGACAGUUCGUCUUGCAGCCACUGCAUUUCUCUCUUCAAGCGGCUGGCACAAGAAGGUCGGACGAUCAUUUGCACGAUUCACCAGCCGUCAGCUUUGCUCUUUGAAAUGUUUGACAAGCUAUACGCUUUGGCGGACGGCAAAUGCAUUUACGACGGUCCAACCAGCAGCCUUGUGCCUUAUUUGGAUAAAUUCGGGUUGAAAUGUCCACCGUAUCACAAUCCGGCAGAUUUUCUUAUGGAAGUUGCCAUAGGCGAGCAUGGCACUGAUCUGAACGUGUUGGCUGACGCAUCCAAAGAAAUUCAAGAACACAGUAGCGUAGUGUGCAGCAAAGAGCAAGAAAGCUUACUAAAUUGCAGCGGCAAAGGGGCGGUAGAUCUGAUGUCAGCCGAAGAACCUUUCACUUCGCCGGCCCCCGUCAUAAUGCAAUUUUUCUUACUGUACAAGAGAAGUCUGUUGGCCGCCAAGCGAAAUUACAUGUACUCAGUGAACAGACUGCUAGCCCACGUGCUUAUCGGAUUCAUCUUCGGGUACCUGUACAAAGGGGUGGGGGCAAACGCGAAUCAAAUAUUGGCAAAUUACGUGUAUCUAUACGGGACUAUGCUGCUCAUCGUCUACACAGGCAAAAUGUCGGUCACGUUAUCAUUUCCGCUAGAAAUGCGAAUACUUACGAGGGAACAUUUCAAUAGAUGGUACAAUUUAACACCGUACCUGUUGUCCAUAGUGCUAAUCGAAAUUCCCUUCCAAGUGAUUUGCACGUGGAUCUAUAUCGUGAUUAGUUAUUGGUUGACCGAUCAACCUGUGGACUUCAGAGUAUAUCUCUUCGUAUUGUUUUGUACCCUGGGCACCCUAUGUGCCCAAUCCAUGGGAUACUUUAUUGGGGCGACCACUCCUACCAAGAUCGCGGUAUUUAUCGGGCCCGUCAUAGCGUGCCUCUUCUCCAUAUUCGGUUUCUGUAUAAGGUUAUACGAUACGCCGCUGGUGUUCAGAUGGCUGUUUGCAAUCAGCUACUUCCGCGCAGCCUUUCAGGGAAUUGUAUAUUCAGUCUAUGGGCUAAACAGGGGCAAACUGUUUUGUCCGGAGGAUGAAGUUUACUGCCACUACGAAGACCCGAAUAAAUUCCUAAAGGAAAUGGACAUUAUGAACGUCGACUUGGUGUCCAACAUUUCACUCGUUGUAUUCAUUUGGUGUCUCAUGCACGCCGCGACUUAUUUAACCUUGUGGUUCAAACUGAACAAGCGGUAAUUCGGCGAGCGGAGCGAGCGUACUGCUUGCAUUUGUAAAUAAUUUGAUAAGCGUUUUUCUAAUGCUACGAGCUUGCCAGUGAUCGAAGUACUUCUUGCCUUAAUGUGGUGGGUAAUUAGAAAACUGUACCAAAGAAUACCGAUUUAUUUAUAAUCGAAUCACCCAAUUUAAGUAUUAUGUUUUUCAUAUUAUGUCAUUUGUUAUAUAAGUUUUGUUGAUGGUAUUUUAUAUUUUUAUAAUCCGUUUUGCUUUUGCUCCAUAGCGUUUUAGGAAUCGUUGGUUAUGUGUACUUAACUAAUCUCUUAGUUUGCCAUGAGAGUAGAUGCUUACAGCUAUUAGAGGCUUAUUCGUUCCACGUUUUUUGAGAUAUAUAAAUAUUUCAGUUGGCAAAAAAAAAUUAUUUUCAGCUCUCUUAUCGUCAGUCAAACGGAAUUGCGUGUGUUUUUAUUAAAGAGUAGUUAUUGCUGCAAAUGUUGGUAAUAAAAUGCACAAUAAAUAGAAAAAUCAACAA
Messenger RNA from Cylas formicarius (sweet potato weevil), 2610 nucleotides. RefSeq names its product ATP-binding cassette sub-family G member 1-like. The transcript is spliced from 11 exons. Bases 120 to 2099 code for a protein of 659 amino acids. Lineage: Eukaryota; Metazoa; Arthropoda; Insecta; Coleoptera; Brentidae. Gene Ontology annotation, molecular function: ABC-type transporter activity; ATP binding; ATP hydrolysis activity. The record is from RefSeq and is a predicted model, not a curated record. Gene Ontology annotation, cellular component: plasma membrane.